AUGGGUAAUUAAUAAUCAAGUGAAUAUGAAAAAGAGUUUAUAGAAAAGAAAUUGGAUCCUAAUUAUGGAGAAAUUAAUAUAUAUAAAAAUAAAACUAACAACCUUAUUGAGACAGAAAUAAAAAAAGUGUUCAAUAGUAAUGCCAUAGCAAAUACAAUACAAGGCAAUUUAGUAAAAAGGUAUUAUGUUGAAGUAAAGUGAGAUUGCAGUUGAAUCAUAAAUGCUUGGUUAAAAUAUUCUCAUAUGAUAGUGGAAAGAUAGAUGACUUUUGUAGUUCAUUUAUAAUAUUAUCAAUAACAGUUGAAUAUUUAAAGGAAACAUUAUUAAAUGAUAUUCAUUUAAGAAAGGUUCAUAAAACAUCUUAUUCAGAAUAAGAGCUAUGCUAUAUUUUAUAUGAAAUAGCUAAUUUAUGCCAUUACAUGAAAACACUUAAUAAUGAAAUUAUAGAUAUUUAUCCAUAACGGAUUCUUAUUGAUGAUAAAAGAUAAAUCAAAUAUUUUGAUUAAUUUCUUGACAAUUCAAAACUAAGUAACUAUUAUUAAGUACUUCUUGGUUAAAGAGAUUUAGAGUAUAUAGCUCCAGAAUAAUUAAUUCUUUUAGCUGAAAAAAAUUAAAAUGAUAAUACAGAUUAAGAAUUAGUAAAUGUUUUUUGUUUAGGUCUUAUGAUGGUAAGUCUUAUGAGUGGAUAAAGAUGUGUUGAGUUUUUUAAUUAAGAAAGACUAUAAUUUAAAAAAGACUAUGUAGAUUAACUAAUAAAUAAAUAUUGUUUAAGAUACUAACAUAGUGAUUUCUUUAAAUCUAUUGUAAAAUCAAUGCUUAAAUUUCAUAAUGAAGGAAGACCAAAUUAUUAAAUUCUUUUGCAAAUCUUACAUCCUUAAGUAGAUAGUUUUGCUACUUUUCUUAAUCCAUUAGAAAAGUAAAGAGGUAUUAUAAUUUAUUAUGAUAGAAAUGAUUGAGUCAUAAUUUCGUUCAUUCAAUACUUAAGGUUCACCUUCAAGAUCUCAUAUUUUAAUGACUGAUCCAGUUGAUUUUAGUGAAAUUGAUAAAAGAAUUACAUCUGCUAGAUAAAAGGCUUAAAGCACUUUAGAUGAAAUAGGAUUAGAUUUAAGACUAAAUACAUUUGGAAAUACUCAAAUCAAUAUAAUUGAAGCUAGUGAAUGA
Molecule: messenger RNA, 1161 nt
Organism: Paramecium sonneborni
Lineage: Eukaryota; Ciliophora; Oligohymenophorea; Peniculida; Parameciidae
Source: the annotation of a GenBank genome assembly